UCUGACUUCUCUCCCCAUCUCGCACAUUGGAGGAGCUUUCUUCAGCAUUCCUCAUUCUUGCUCUCUUCAGCCUUCCUCAUUCCUGCUCGCCUCUCUGUCCUUCCGCCUCUUCAUCUCUCCUUUCCCCUCCCUCUUCGUUCCCCCUUUUCUCCCUCCCUCUCUGUCCCCUCAUUUCCUUUCGGCAGCCCGCCGGCCACUCUGGCACCAUGCUCCGGCUCCUCAGGCUGCUGUUGCUGCUGCUGCCUCCCCCAGGGUCCCCUGAGCCCCCCGGCCUGGCCCCCGUGUCCCCGGGAGCGCCGCCGCAGGCCCCCGACUUGCUCUACGCGGACGGGCUGCGCGCCUACUCGGCCGGGGCUUGGGCGCCCGCCGUGGCGCUGCUGCGGGAGGCGCUGCGGAGCUGGGCGGAGCUGGGCCGCGCGCGGCUGGACUGCAGGGCUAGCUGUGCGGCCGAGCCUGGCGCCGCUCUUCCAGCCGUGCUGCUUGGCGCCCCGAGCCCCGACUUGGGGCCAGGACCGGCUCGGGGGUCCUGGGAGCGGCUGCUCCUCCGCGCCGCUCUCCGCCGCGCCGAGUGCCUGACCCAGUGCGCCGCGCGGAGGCUAGGCCCCGGGGGCGCAGCGCGGCUUCGCGUGGGGAGCGCGCUCCGGGACGCCUUCCGCCGUCGGGAGCCCUACAACUACCUUCAGGGGGCCUACUACAAGCUGAAGAAGCUGGACCUGGCUGCAGCUGCAGCACACACCUUCUUUGUAGCAAACCCAACACACCUGCAGAUGCGGGAGGACAUGGCUAAGUACAGACGAAUGCCUGGGGUUCAGCCCCAGAGCUUCCGGGACCUGGAGACGCCUCCACAUUGGGCAGCCUAUGACACUGGGCUGGAGUUACUGAGGCACCAGGAAGCAGGACUGGCACUGCCCAGGCUAGAGGAAGCCCUGCAAGGGAGCCUGGCUCAGAUGGAGAGUUGCCGGGCAGGCUGUGAGGGCCCCGAGGAGCAGCAGGGGGCAAGAGAGGAGGAGGAAGGGGCUGGGAGCCAAGGGGGCCUCUACGAGGCCAUUGCAGGACAUUGGAUUCGGGUCCUACAGUGCCGACAGCGCUGCGUGGGAGAAAUGGCCACACGUCCUGGUCGAAGCUUCCCUGUCCCUGAUUUCCUUCCCAGCCAGCUGAGGUGGCUGCACGAAGCCUAUGCUCAGGUUGGCAAUCUAUCCCAGGCUGUGGAAAAUGUCUUGAGUGUCCUGCUCUUCUAUCCGGAGGAGGAGGCUGCCAAGAGUGCUCUGAACAAGUACCAGGCCCAGAUAGGAGAGCCAAGACCUGGCCUUGGGCCAAGAGAGGACAUCCAGCACUUCUUCCUUCGGUCCCUGGGGGAGAAGAGGCAGCUCUACUAUGCCAUGGAGCACCUGGGGACCAACUUCACAGAUCCUGAUCCCUGGACUCCUGCAGCUCUCAUCCCUGAGGCACUUAGAGAGAAGCUAAGAGAGGAUCAAGAGAAGAGGCCUUGGGACCAUGAGCCUCCUCAGCCAAAGCCCAUGACCUACUGGAAAGAUGUCCUCCUCCUAGAGGGAGUGACCUUGACCCAGGAUGCCAGGCAAUUGAACGGGUCAGAACGGGCAGUGUUGGAUGGGCUGCUCACCCCAGCCGAGUGUGGGGUGCUGCUGCAGCUUGCCAAGGAUGCAGCUGGGGCUGGAGCCAGAUCUGGCUAUCGUGGUCGCCGCUCCCCUCAUACCCCCCAUGAACGCUUCGAGGGGCUCACAGUGCUCAAGGCUGUGCAGCUGGCCCGGGCUGGGACGGUUGGCAGUCAGGGCGCAAAGCUGCUUCUGGAGGUGAGCGAGCGCGUGCGAACUGUGACACAGGCCUACUUCUCCCCUGAACGGCCCUUGCAUCUUUCCUUUACCCACCUGGUAUGCCGUAGUGCCAUAGAAGGAGAGCAAGAGCAGCGCAUGGACCUGAGUCACCCAGUGCACGCAGACAACUGUGUCCUGGACCCUGAUACCGGAGAGUGCUGGCGGGAGCCCCCAGCCUAUACCUAUCGAGACUACAGUGGACUCCUCUACCUCAAUGAUGACUUCCAGGGUGGGGACCUGUUCUUCACAGAGCCCAACGCCCUCACUGUCACGGCCCAGGUGCGUCCUCGCUGUGGACGCCUCGUGGCUUUUAGUUCCGGUGGGGAAAAUCCCCAUGGUGUGUGGGCUGUGACACGGGGACGGCGCUGCGCCCUGGCACUGUGGCACACAUGGGCACCUGAACACAGGGAGCAGGAAUGGACAGAAGCCAAAGAGUUACUGCGGGAGUCAGAGGAGGAAGAGGAAUCAGAGGAAGAGGAAGAUGAGGAAAUGCCCAGCAAAGAUCCUUCCCCAGAACCUCCAAGCCAUAGGCUUCAGCGAGUCCAAGAAAAGGCUGGAAAGCCAGCUCGGAUCCGGGAGGAGCUAUGAAUGGCUGAACCAGCUUCUUGAAGAUGUGGCCACUUGACUUGUGAAAUGCCAUCUUGAUGGCAGGACCUAUAAGAAGUCCCCACGUGUUAACCGGGCGUUGUGGUGGGUGCCUGUAGUCCCAGCUACUUGGGAGGCUGAGGCAAGAGAAUAGCUUAAGCCCAAGAGCUUGAAGUUGCUGUGAGCUAUGACAGCACAGGAGCACUCUACUGAGGGCGACAUAGUAACACUCUGUCUCAAAAAAAAAAAGAAGUCCCUAUGUGACAUCCAGAGCAGAAUGGCAAGCUCUCUGUCUCUAAAUCCUACUAUUCUUUGACUCAGAGGAUACUGCAUAAGAUAGCCUAGAGCAGUGGUUCUCAACCUUCCUAAGGCCAUGACCCUUUAAUACAGUUCCUCAUGUUGUGGUGACCCCCAACCAUAAAAUUAUUUUCAUACACUUGUAUUUGUACAGGGUGUAUGUGAUGGUUUUAGGCGACCCCUGUGAAAGGGUCAUUCCACCCCAAAGGGCUCAUGACCCACAGGUUGAGAACCGCUGGCCUAGAGUUUCCCAGGCUCAAGCUGAUGGACCCGCAACCCCAGGACAGAGAACACUGUACCUUCCCAAAAAGAAAUGGCAGGGUUGGGGGGCUGAUGCUUUAAAUGAGGAGAAUGAGCAGGGAGGCCUACUGCCUUUCUCCAGCCUGUGUAAUAAAGAUUGUGAAGAUCCCUUAGCCAGGA
Nycticebus coucang (slow loris) is the source of this 3134-nucleotide messenger RNA. It is a transcript of the gene P3H3, whose product is annotated as prolyl 3-hydroxylase 3. NCBI's taxonomy places the organism in Eukaryota, Metazoa, Chordata, Mammalia, Primates, Lorisidae. Gene Ontology annotation, cellular component: endoplasmic reticulum. Gene Ontology annotation, biological process: collagen metabolic process. The coding region runs from base 207 to 2420 and encodes 737 amino acids. Gene Ontology annotation, molecular function: protein binding; L-ascorbic acid binding; iron ion binding. The transcript is spliced from 15 exons. The record is from RefSeq and is a predicted model, not a curated record.